CUUACAUGACAAGAUUUUCGCGCAAAAUCCGAUCAUGGGCAGCUGGCAAGCAUAUCUCGCUUCAUGGAUGGUCUGGUGGCGGUUCAAGGGCUCGCUCCAAACCGUCGAUGCCCUUCGCCAGCGCAUCGAAAAUGAUCGCCAGACCAAGAGCACGCGCCCGCCAGCGCAUAUAGAGGCGCAGUUCAUCGUUGAGGAGCGCCAUCUUGGCGGUUGUGUUCUCUACGAUGUAGCGCCGAAAUCCGAGAUGCCGAACCAGGCUCGCAUCUUGUAUCUUCACGGCGGCUGCUUUUUAUUCGAAGUCGAUGUGGUGCACUGGCAAAUGGUGGCUUUGCUUGCAGAGCGACUCCAGGCCGUGGUGACGAUGGCGGUUUUCCCGCUGGCGCCGGAGCGUACCCUGAUGGAGAUUUUUGAUGCCGUGAGACCAGUGUAUGAGGACUUUGCUUUGCCGUCACAAGAAAAGACGCCUUUUUUUGUUGUGGGCGAUUCUACGGGCGGGAGCUUAGGCCUUUCUCUUACACAGGAGGCUCUGAAAGCAGGCCGUCCAACGGCUUCACGACUCGCCUUUAUGUCUCCUUGCGUAGAGUUCACUUUUCUCAAUCCGGAGAUGAGAGAAACCGCUCAAACGGAUCCAUGGCUAGAUAUCCCCGGUUUCGAAGAGGCGGUGCGAUAUCUUUGCCCGGAUGUAUCGCCCGACGAUCCGCGAGUGAGCCCUCUGUACGGAGAUGUUAGCGAGCUACCGCCUACAUUGAUAUUUGCUGGAUCAACUGAGAUGUUGACACCGGAUAUUAGAAAGUUUGUGGCCAAGGUAGUAGCGCAAGGGCGAGAGAUUGAGUAUGUGGAGGGCGAAGGUAUGAUGCAUGUGUGGCCGUUGAUUCGGUUUAUACCAGAAGCUAGAGAAGCUGUGGAUAGAUUAGUACGGUGGCUAGAAUUAGGCAAGGGCUGAAGAUAUAAGAUGGCACAUCUUGGGCUGAAGAUGUUUGAAACUGGCUGAGAAUUGAUAGGACGGAACAGCAUAUGAACGAGCAAGAGAAGUAAUGCUUGGGAGUUAUGUUUUGGAUACGAUUUGUUUUGGUAUAUUGAUAUGUAGAUUGCUUCCCCCUAAGACUAGGGAAAUGCGGUUGCUUCGUGAAUACAUAGCCACGAUGUUUGGUAUUUGACUUUUACUAACUUCCUGAGCUGUUGGGGAUGUAGAUUUAACAACAUGCGAUUCAAACUCAAGAAAAUCCCUGGACUCG
Messenger RNA from Trichoderma asperellum CBS 433.97, 1235 nucleotides. RefSeq lists its product as uncharacterized. The record is from RefSeq and is a predicted model, not a curated record. NCBI's taxonomy places the organism in Eukaryota, Fungi, Ascomycota, Sordariomycetes, Hypocreales, Hypocreaceae. Gene Ontology annotation, molecular function: lipase activity.